AUGGCCAAGAUCGGUCCUCCACCUGAGAAUGCUGGCAACCAGCCCUCAACUCUCCACUCUCUCAUCAUGACGCCUAUCAAUAUUACCGUCUUCCUUUUAUCACUCCUCCUGGUCGAUUUCCGUCACACUGCCGGUCGCAACAACUUCUACGGUACUGGUAACCGACAAUCAAAAUGGCUGCCCCGGUGGCUUCUUCAACCGUAUCAGCACAUUGGGCAUGCAGACCAUGACGCUCAUGGUCGCUGGCACUAUCACAGCAAGCAAAAGAAACUCUUGAGAAUGGAAGCAGACGAGGCUUUUCAGAUGCGAUCUACUGUGCUCAUGUUAAUGGCGUUGACUCUGGCUCUGGCUACGAUUGCUGUUUGGUUUUUAUCAAGCUGGCUGUUACAUAGCGUCGCUGCUCUUGUCGAACCUCAUACUGGCAACCAAACCAUUCCACCUCCAGGGCUAUGA
Messenger RNA from Fusarium sp. VM40, 453 nucleotides. NCBI's taxonomy places the organism in Eukaryota, Fungi, Ascomycota, Sordariomycetes, Hypocreales, Nectriaceae. The record is from the annotation of a GenBank genome assembly.